This is a messenger RNA of Miniopterus natalensis, 3777 nucleotides long. The record is from RefSeq and is a predicted model, not a curated record. NCBI's taxonomy places the organism in Eukaryota, Metazoa, Chordata, Mammalia, Chiroptera, Miniopteridae.
AUUUUUGUGUCAUUCGUGUGAUCUGGGUCCCGUGAAAGCUGGUUUUAAUGGCCUGCUCUCUCUAGUCUAUUCCAUUCCAUGACCAGGGCGCUGAUUUGGUCUUGGGUUCAGAAUUUGACUGCCUCAGCAUCUCACCAGGCUGUAGUCCUUUGUUUUAUUGUUGUUUGGGGCUUUGGUUGUGAUUUGUGAUGGAUGUUAACAUCUUUACUGAAAUGUACUGGAGGGAAUCUCGGCCAUUGUAUCCUCUUGCUGGUUUCUGGUUUUUUAAUGUUUAUUAGCUGCCUUGGUGUUAAGUUUCAAAGCCAUUUAAAACCCAAAGUUGGUCUCUACCAGACAGAGUAAGAAAUUGAGGGCUUUUGGGGAAUAAUUUUGUAGAUUGACUAACGUGACCCCUAUAAUUUGAACUGAACAUGGGAAAAAUCCAGGAAUCUGUGUUGAAAAUGAAAAAUCUUAAAGGAAUCUCAGUUGUUAUUAUGAUAACACAUAAGAGAAAUAGUGGUUUUUUACCACAAACCUUUGUCUACUUGUGCGACUAUAUUUCAGUCUCCUUCAGAGGUUAGGUUUUGUUCAUUCGUAAAAUUGCAGCCAAACUGCCUUCCGUAAAUUGAGGUGUGAAAAUCAGAUGUUAAUCUUGACAUCCUUACACAUUUUUGCUUUCCAGCAGGCCUUCCUUCGAAGGAAGCUAACAAGCAGACAUCAUGUGGUUUGUAAUUGUUUUGCAGAUGAGAACUGGGACGAUGACCAGCUGCUUGGUUUUGAACCCUGUAAAGAAAACCUCGUCUUUGGCUGCAAUAUAAUCAAUGGGAAGUGCGAGUGUGUCACCGUUCGGACCUGCAACAAUCCCUUUGAGUUUCCGAGGAAGGAUAUGUGCUUUGCCGCUUUAAAGAGGAUUCAAGAAGAGAAGCCAGAUUGCUCCAAGGCCCGCUGUGAAGUCCAGUUCUCUCCGCGCUGUCCCGAAGAUUCCGUUCUGAUCGAGGGCUACGCUCCCCCCGGGAAGUGCUGCCCCUUACCCAGCCGCUGCGUGUGCGACCCUGCGGGCUGCCUGCGCAAAGUCUGCCAGCCGGGAUUCCUGAACAUACUAGUGUCAAAGGCCUCGGGGAAGCCGGGAGAGUGUUGUGACCUGUAUGAGUGCAAACCAGUGUCCAGCGUGGACUGCAGCACUGUGGAGUGCCCCACCGUUCAGCAGGCCGUGUGCCCCCUGGAUAGCUACGAAACUCAAGUCAGACUCACAGCGGACAGUUGCUGCUCUCUGCCAACAAGAUGCGAGUGUCUCUCUGGCUUAUGUGGUUUCCCCGUGUGUGAGGUGGGAUCCAUUCCCCGCAUAGUCUCUCGUGGAGAUGGGACACCUGGAAAGUGCUGUGAUGUCUUUGAAUGUGUUAAUGAAACGAAGCCAGCCUGCGUGUUCAACAACGUGGAAUAUAACGACGGGGAUAUGUUCCGGUUGGACAAGUGCCGGUUCUGCCGGUGCCAGGGUGGCGUCGCCAUCUGCUUCACCGCCCAGUGCGGGGAGCUGAGCUGCGAGCGGUACUACGUGCCCGAGGGGGAGUGCUGCCCGGUGUGCGAAGAUCCGGUGUAUCCAUUCAAUAAUCCUGCUGGUUGCUACGCCAACGGGCAGAUCCGCGCCCAUGGAGACCGGUGGCGGGAAGACGACUGCACGUUCUGCCAGUGCAUCAAUGGGGAGCCCCACUGCGUGGCCACGGUCUGCGGGCAGAGCUGCAUGAACCCCGUCAAGGUGCCCGGGGAGUGCUGCCCCGUGUGCGAAGAGCCCACCUACAUCACAAUCGAUCCGCCGGCGUGCGGGGAGCUAGCCAACUGCAGCCUGACCGAGAAGGACUGUAUUUACGGUUUCAAGCUUGACCACAGUGGCUGUCGAACUUGUCAGUGCAAAAGCAGGGAGGAGCUGUGCGCCGGCCUCAAGCGAGGCUGCACGCUGGACUGUCCCUUCGGGUUCCUGACUGACGCCCACAACUGCGAGAUCUGUCGGUGCCGGCCCCGGCCCAAGAAGUGCCGACCCGUAACCUGUGACAAGUACUGUCCAUUCGGAUACCUGAAGAAUAAGCACGGCUGUGACGUCUGUCGCUGUAGGAAGUGCCCAGAGCUCCCAUGCAGUAAAAACUGCUCCUUGGGCUUCCAGAAGGACAGCCAUGGCUGUGUCACCUGCAAGUGCAGAGAGGUCCCCACAUCACCCAGCUCGCCUGCCCUGUCAGGCACAUGUCUGUCCAUGGAUGGCCAUCACCAUAAAAAUGAGGAGAGCUGGCAUGAUGGGUGCCGGGAGUGCUACUGUCACAAUGGCCGGGAGAUGUGUGCUCUGAUCACCUGCCCGGUGCCCGCCUGUGGCAGCCCCACCAUCCGUCCAGGACAGUGCUGCCCGUCAUGUUCAGAUGACCUUGUGGUGCAGAAGCCAGAGCUCAGCAACCCCUCCAUUUGCCACGCCCCUGGAGGAGAGUACUUCGUGGAAGGAGAAACGUGGAACAUAGACUCCUGUACACAGUGCACCUGCCACAGCGGGCGGGUGAUGUGUGAGACAGAGGUGUGCCCGCCGCUGCUCUGCCAGAACCCUUCGCGCACGCAGGACUCCUGCUGCCCGCAGUGCACAGAUGCACCCCUGCAGCCCGCCGCGCCCCGUAACGACAGCGUGCCGAGCUACUGCAAGAACGAUGAAGGAGACAUAUUCCUGGCGGCUGAGUCCUGGAAGCCUGACGUCUGCACCAGCUGCGUGUGCAUGAAUAGCCUCAUUAGCUGCUACUCCGAGUCCUGCCCUUCAGUGUCCUGUGAAAGACCUGUUUUGCGAAAAGGCCAGUGUUGUCCCUACUGCAUAGAGGACACGGUCGCGAAGAAGGCGGCGUGCCACUUCAGCGGGCGGGCCUACGCCGACGAGGAGCGCUGGGACCUAGACAGCUGCACCCACUGCUACUGCCUGCAGGGCCAGACGCUCUGCUCCACCGUCAGCUGCCCGCCGCUGCCCUGCCUGGAGCCCAUCAACGUGGGAGGGAGCUGCUGCCCCAUCUGCCCAGAAAUGUAUGUCCCAGAACCAACGAAUGUGCCCAUUGAGAAGGUAAAUCAUCGUGGAGAGACUGACCGAGAGGUUCCCGUGUGGCCCACUCCCAGUGAAAAUGACAUUGUCCAUCUCCCCAGAGACAUGGGUCACCUCCAGGUAGAUUACAGAGAUAACAGCAGGCCGCACGCAGGCGAGGAUGCCUCGCUGGACAGCAUCGCCUCGGUCGUGGUUCCCAUCGUGAUAGGCCUCUCCAUGAUCGUGGCCUUCCUGUUCGUCAAUCAGAAGAAGCAGUGGAUACCCCUGCUUUGCUGGUACCGAACGCCGACUAAGCCUUCUUCCUUAAAUAACCAGCUUGUGUCUGUGGACUGCAAGAAAGGAACCCGAGCCCCGGGGGACAGUGCGCAGAGGAUGCUCAGAAUUGCUGAGCCGGACGCGAGAUUCAGCGGCUUCUACAGCAUGCAGAAGCAGAGCCACCUGCAGGCGGACAACUUCUACCAGACGGUGUGAGGCGCCCGGCGCAGGCCGGCGGCUGGAACCUGCUCGCGCCCUUCGCUGAGUUCGCGCGCCCGCCUCGUGGAUUGUGUCGGAUUGUGUUGGACUGUGACUCGAUGUACAGCGCUGGGAACGGACUGGGACGGGCUCUGUCUACAGCAGUGUGCAGAACAAGCAUUCCCACUUUUCCUCAAGAUAACUGACCAAGUGUUUUCUUAGAACCAAAGUUUUUCAAGUUGCUGAGAUAUAUUUGCUUGUAAUAUAGCGGUAGAGAUAUCUGGGGGGGG